AUGUCCGACGAGGAGGAGGACUAUAUGUCCAUGAUCAUUGAAGAGCCCACUCAAAAAGAGACCUUCACUCAACGUAAACGUCGUGAACAGCGAGAGGCCGAAGCCCGUGGUCGAGUCCCCUCCAAAGCCGAACGCGCCGCCCAAGAAGCCGCCCGCCGCGAUGAAGCCCUUGCAAAAAGCACCCUGGACCCAGCCAACAAGGGUUUCCAGAUGAUGGCCAAACUAGGCUUCAAACCCGGUGAAUCACUCGGUAAACGUGAUCCUCCCGGUCCCUCGACGGCAUCGACGACGACAGGGUCCGACCCGUCUUCAACACAUCGUCCGGCCACCGCCCGCGCAGAACCAUUGAAUCUCAUUUUCAAAGAGGGCCGAGGCGGAAUUGGCCUGGACAGUGAAAAGAAGCGGAAAAUCCGGGAGGAGGCGGCAGAGGCAACUAAGAAGAUUAAACAGGACGAGGGAGAUUAUCGAGAUCGGGUGCGCGAGGAACGAGAGACUCGACGCGCCGAGGCGCACGUUCGAGCUGCGCAGAAAGUUGCGGAGCGGUUGGAUGCCGAGGCGGAGAAUGAGGCUGAGAAUGCAUCUCAAGCUGGACCUGGAGAUAAGGGGGAGGGGGACGUUCGCGAAGACGAGACACCAAAGACACGAACGCAGUCUACGGCUGGUGACGUGAUUGACAGCGACGAAGACGACAUACCCGACCGGGCCAAUUCGCAGGACGAAUCUCGCAAGGCGGGCGCGACGAAAAAGAAGCACUACAAACCGACUGCUCAACUUAAUGUUCUUUACCGUGGUUUAGUUCGCGAGCGCGAAGAACGCGAACGAUCUAUUCAAGCCCGUCACGUCCUUCAAACAUCAUUACCAUCUUCAUUCUUUCCUCGGGCGAAAUUACCGGGCUACACGGAUGUUACCCUGGAUGGGGAUGAUCAGCAGGCACUCGGUACGAGGGAACCGUAUACUGCGAUUGUGGAGCAGGAGGUGGAAGAGGAGGAUCCCGAGUUGGAUGCUUUUAAUGCCCUUGAGCCGGCGGAGCGGUUGCGCAGGUUGGUGAUGUAUCUGCGGGAGACGUACCGCUAUUGCUUUUGGUGCAAGCAUCGCUAUGAAACGGAUGAUGAGCUGGAGGGUUGUCCGGGGUUGACGGAGGAGGAUCAUGAUUGA
Penicillium cataractarum is the source of this 1155-nucleotide messenger RNA. RefSeq names its product putative G-patch domain protein. NCBI's taxonomy places the organism in Eukaryota, Fungi, Ascomycota, Eurotiomycetes, Eurotiales, Aspergillaceae. The transcript has 2 exons. Gene Ontology annotation, molecular function: nucleic acid binding. Bases 1 to 1155 code for a protein of 384 amino acids. The record is from RefSeq and is a predicted model, not a curated record. Gene Ontology annotation, cellular component: kinetochore.